Tupaia belangeri chinensis (Chinese tree shrew) is the source of this 2026-nucleotide messenger RNA. RefSeq names its product hepsin (gene HPN). Gene Ontology annotation, cellular component: membrane. The coding region runs from base 473 to 1726 and encodes 417 amino acids. Gene Ontology annotation, molecular function: serine-type endopeptidase activity; serine-type exopeptidase activity. The record is from RefSeq and is a predicted model, not a curated record. NCBI's taxonomy places the organism in Eukaryota, Metazoa, Chordata, Mammalia, Scandentia, Tupaiidae. The transcript is spliced from 13 exons. Gene Ontology annotation, biological process: proteolysis.
GGCUUGGGGCAGCUUCGGCCCCCACCUGAUUCCCUCCAGUCCACAUCCCCCUCGGCCACUGCUCUAAGCUCGCCCAGCCCUCAGCCCGGCUGGCCCAGCCUGUCCCUGUUGCCAUCUCCCUGAGGACGGGCACACCUGGGUUCUCCCGAGGGGUGGAGGCAUGCCGGUGGCUGGGCCCGCCUGAGUCCGGCCCCAUCAACCAGGUGGCCUCCUCCCCUGCCAAUCCCAUUGUCCAGCCCCUUCCCGCCCCUUGCCCAGCCCCCUCCUCCUCAGGUGAGGCAGCCUGGCCUAGCAGGCCCCACGCUGCCUCUGCCUCCCGGGCGCCCGCUGCUACAGGGCCACCAUGCUCCUGCCCAGGCCUGGAGACUGACCUAAACCCGCACCAUCUCGCGGCUCCGCCCCGCCUGCCAGACCUCCGGGUCCCGCCUCGGCCCAGGAGGUCAGCGGGAAAUCAUUAACAAGAGGCUGUGACAUGGCGGAGAAGGAGGGUGGCCGGACUGCGCCGUGCUGCUCCGGACCCAAGGUGGCAGCUCUCACUGUGGGGACCCUGCUGCUCCUGACAGGCAUCGGGGCGGCGUCCUGGGCCAUUGUGACCGUUCUUCUCAAGAGUGAUCAGGAGCCACUGUAUCCAGUGCAGGUCAGCCCAGCGGACGCGCGGCUCAUGCUGUUUGACAAGACAGAAGGGACGUGGCGGCUUCUGUGUUCCUCGCGCUCCAACGCGCGAGUGGCCGGGCUCAGCUGUGAGGAGAUGGGCUUCCUCAGGGCACUGGCCCACUCGGAGCUGGACGUUCGGACAGCGGGCGCCAACAGCACGUCGGGCUUCUUCUGCGUGGACGAGGGGAGGCUGCCGCAUGCCCAGAGACUGCUAGAAGUCAUCUCCGUGUGUGAUUGUCCCCGGGGUCGCUUCUUGGCUGCCAUCUGCCAAGAUUGUGGGCGCAGGAAGCUGCCUGUCGAUCGCAUUGUGGGGGGCCAGGACACCAGCCUGGGCAGGUGGCCGUGGCAAGUCAGUCUUCGCUACGAUGGCGCACACCUCUGCGGGGGGUCCCUGCUCUCUGGAGACUGGGUGCUGACAGCUGCCCACUGUUUCCCUGAGCGGAACCGGGUCCUGUCUCGAUGGCGAGUGUUUGCUGGGGCUGUGGCCCAGGCCUCACCCCACGGCCUGCAGCUGGGGGUGCAGGCGGUGGUCUACCAUGGGGGUUACCUUCCCUUUCGAGACCCCAACAGUGAGGAGAACAGCAACGAUAUCGCCUUGGUCCACCUCUCCAGUCCCCUGCCCCUCACGGAGUACAUCCAGCCCGUGUGCCUCCCGGCGGCCGGCCAGGCCCCGGUGGACGGCAAGAUCUGUACGGUGACCGGCUGGGGCAACACGCAGUACUACGGACAACAGGCUGGGGUACUCCAGGAGGCCCGAGUCCCCAUAAUCAGCAACGAUGUCUGCAAUGGCCCCGACUUCUACGGGAACCAGAUCAAACCCAAGAUGUUCUGUGCUGGCUACCCUGAGGGUGGCAUUGAUGCCUGUCAGGGUGACAGCGGGGGUCCCUUCGUGUGUGAGGACAGCAUCUCUCGGACGUCACGUUGGCGGCUGUGUGGCAUCGUAAGCUGGGGCACGGGCUGUGCCCUCGCCCAGAAGCCAGGCGUCUACACCAAAGUCAGUGACUUCCGGGAGUGGAUCUUCCAGGCCAUAAAGACUCACUCCGAAGCCAGCGGCAUGGUGAUCCAGCUCUGACCUGUGGCUUCUCACUGCGCACACCUCCGGGGCCCGAAUUGACCUAUGUGGCUCAGCCUCGCAUGGUGGGAUCCGCGCUGGGCCUGGGAUGGAACAGUCUUCUUGGGCCCAGUCCACAGGUCCAAAGAUCCCCUCCCUCCAAGGUCAUCUGUUCCAUAGUGGCGGGCCCACUCAGCCCUGGGACCACCUGAGCCUCACCCUCCCAACCCUCAUGUAAAUAUUGUUCUGCCGUCUGGGGAAUCCCGUCUCGGUGCUCCUGAUGACAGAUGCUCUUUAAAUAAUAAAGAUGGUUUUGAUUAA